Penicillium digitatum Pd1 is the source of this 1101-nucleotide messenger RNA. RefSeq names its product Amino acid/polyamine transporter I. Lineage: Eukaryota; Fungi; Ascomycota; Eurotiomycetes; Eurotiales; Aspergillaceae. Gene Ontology annotation, biological process: transmembrane transport. Gene Ontology annotation, cellular component: membrane. The record is from RefSeq and is a predicted model, not a curated record.
AUGUCUUUCUCCACACUGGUGGCAACCUCCGCUGCGGAGUUCAACUUCUGGGAUUACAUCCACGAGAGGCCGGCUCUACAAGGUGGUGUGUUAUAUUUUGGAAUCCCACUAAUGCUUGUCUUCAUCAAUGCCAUAAGAAUUGAGAUCUAUGGUUGGUUGGAAGUGGCAACAGGCAGCCUCAAAAUACUGUUCCUUGGCUUUAUCGUCGUGACACUGAUUGCAAUUAACCGUGGGGCUGGCCCAGGUACUCGGCCCUUGGGUGAUAAGUAUUGGGCUUCGGCGAAAGAAUUUGAUAAACGGGCGGCAAAUAACUGGAGCACUGCUCUUCUAAUGAGCAUUUCGAUAGCAACCUUUGCCUACACUGGAGUCGAAGUUUUUGCUGUGUCUGCUCUGGAAGCAAAAUGGACUUAUCGUGCAGACGAAACUUCAACCAUCUCCGACGUACUUGAACGGCCCAACGACGCUCAAAUCGGGAAAUCAUUCCAGUUUUCCGCUAGAUUCAUUCCUUUGCUUGCAAUGGUUGGCUAUACCAUGAGUGGAUUGGUUGCAACAUUUGAUAUAGAGCGGGAUAAUUGCGCUCUCCCUCGGCUCAGUUGGCUGUCAUUGGAUGCGGAAGCCGGGUGCAAAAAACCUUCAAACAGUGCGGCAUUCGUUUCAAUUGCUGCAAUGUCCAACAUUCCGCACAUGGCAGACGUGUUCAAUGCUUUGCUCGUGUUUACGUGUCUCUCUUGUGCUGCAACGAAUCUGUAUGUCGCCUCUCGCACCUUGUUUGGUCUGACAAGUCGUCUGGAUGGAGGCGAAGGCCAACGAUGGUAUCUGCGUAUCUUUGCGUGGUUUGGCAAAACGGAUGGACGACAGGUUCCCCUGCGAGCUAUGGUAUUCUCCGCAGUUGCAUUCUGGUGGGUUCCAUUCCUGCAGCUGAUCCGCGGCAAUAAAAGCACCCAAUCCUCGGAGAAUUCCACUAAACAUAAUGUGAAGGAAACGCGGGCUUCCGUGGAUAUGUUUGUGGAGGUAUUGAGCCAAAUGGCCUACUCUGCGGUUUUAAUCGUCUGGGCAUGCGAGUGUCUGGCGUUCAUUCGCUUCUAUCAUUGGUGGGUCUAG